This is a messenger RNA of Alosa alosa (allis shad), 1814 nucleotides long. RefSeq names its product RNA binding motif protein 38 (gene rbm38). Bases 288 to 1001 code for a protein of 237 amino acids. The record is from RefSeq and is a predicted model, not a curated record. NCBI's taxonomy places the organism in Eukaryota, Metazoa, Chordata, Actinopteri, Clupeiformes, Clupeidae. Gene Ontology annotation, molecular function: RNA binding. Gene Ontology annotation, cellular component: cytosol. The transcript is spliced from 4 exons.
UCUGGUGCUUCAUGUGGUGACUCCUUAAGCCACCUGUCAGUUGGGACAGGCUGUCUCCUAAAGUGGUGCGUAAUGCGUAUGCUCAAGAAAAUGGAAUAGGAAAAAGAAUACCGGAGGACGGGAGCGGCAAAUACUGCCAGAUUUUGUAAGCUACAGGGAAAAAACAGAGACUACCUCCUUUUUAAUCGAAAACUGGGAAUAUUUUGUUUCUGAAGUUAUUUAUGCAAAUUGGACUACUUGUUUGGCUGUAGCCUAGAUUCUGUACAUCCUGCGCGCUGGCAAAUCAAAUGCUUUUGCACCAGUUCGUUAAAGGGACAUUGGAGACAAUGCAUCCUACAAUCAAAAAAGACACUACUUUCACAAAGAUAUUUGUGGGUGGCUUACCUUACCAUACCACUGAUGCAUCUCUUCGAAAAUAUUUCGAAACUUUCGGGGAUAUCGACGAGGCGGUUGUUAUAACUGACAGACAGACCGGGAAAUCGAGAGGAUAUGGAUUUGUGACCAUGAUGGACAGGGGGGCAGCUGAGCGAGCAUGUAAGGACCCCAACCCCAUCAUCGACGGCCGCAAAGCCAACGUCAACCUGGCUUACCUGGGAGCCAAGCCUCGCAGCCCACAAACAGGUCUCUCUAUUGGAGUGCAGCAGAUCCACCCCACCCUCUUACAGAGGCAGUAUGGGUUGGCUCAGCAGUAUGUGUACCCCCAGGCCUUUGUCCAGCCCAGUCUGGUGUUACCAACUCAGGUCACAUCUACCGUAGGCUCCCCCUAUCUGGACUACAACACAGCCUACGCCCAGUACGCAUCUGCCGCCUUUGAGCAGUACCCUUAUGCAGCCUCGCCAGGCUUCCUCAGCUACACAUAUCCCACCACGACCGCCCUUGGACCCUCCGCUGCUGCCACCCCGAACCACCUCCCACCCCCCCUCUCAGCAGGCUCCAACCCUGCAGCGGCCGCCUUCCUCCAGUAUCCCGCCCAGCCAUUGCAUUCAGAUCGCCUGCAGUGAGGAGGACUGGGCAAGCAGAGUAGAUUAUUGCACUAUGACGUCAUCAAGAUGGGACAAAGGGCUGUGAUGUCAUCAAAGUGGGGCUUGUUAUCAUCAAGUGGAGCCCCCAGUUACACCCAAAGGGCUUCCUGUUUAUGGACUAUGUUACAAACAAACAAGCAAAACAAACAAAAACAACCAUUAGUUUAAAAAAACAUUAGUAGAACAUUUUUUUUACAAUUUAUUAAUAUUAUAAUUAAUGUUAUUUUUCACUGUGUAUCUUUGUUAUCGUCCGUGCUGGUAGUGUAAUUGUUAUAUGAACUCAGUGGACUCAGGGCCCUGGCUGUGUAUUGGAGUGUGGAUAAGGGGGUGGUUAGGGGCCCCAGGUAGACUCUGAGAGAGGCCAGGGAGGAGGCCUCGAGCAGGGGGGGCCUUUGGGGCCUUGGCCAAGCUCCACUGCUCAGGACUAAUGGAGGAGGUGGAUGAUCAACAAGCUAAGGGUUACUUUAAAACUAAAUGUUGAAACCCUAACUCUUUUUUUUAGGCACCACAGCACAGGCAGACAGACACAGACAGACAGACACACACACACACACACGCGCACACACAAACACAAACACGCAUACACACACACACUGACAGUAUAUACACCAAUGUCUAGAGGUACUGAAUACUAUUAGUAAAUGUAUGGGUAGUUUCAUGAUCAGGGUUAGCAUUUGACAUUAUCCACGUACAUGUCUUUGUACUGUGAUUAUGUUGGAGAACUAGGGCUGUCAAUCGAUUAAAAAAUGUAAUUGAAUUAAUUACAUACUCUGUGAUUAAUUAAUCUAAAUU